AAAAAAAAUAAGGAGGCGCUUUGGCGUAAAACACAGAUUGUAAUACACACACAGAGAGAGAGAGAGAGAGAGAGAGAGAGGCGGUGAGGUUUUCUCGCGGAGGUUCAGUCCUUUACUGAGAGUCUGAGAGGGAUGGGGAGGAGGAUACUGAAUGAUGCUUUGAGGACUAUUGUGAACGCAGAUAGGAGAGGGAAAGCUACAGUGGAGCUCAAGCCCAUCUCCACUGUCAUUUCUUCCUUUCUCCAUAUCAUGAAGCACCAUGGAUAUAUCAAAGACUUUCAAGUCUAUGAUCCGCAUAGAGUGGGGAGGAUAACAGUUGAACUGCAUGGUAGGAUAAACGAUUGCAAGGCCCUUACAUACCGACAAGACAUCAAGGCAAGGGAUAUUGAAUCCUACAGAUUGCGUACUCUUCCAACACAUCAGUGGGGUUAUGUUGUGGUCACAACUCCUGAUGGUAUUGUGGAUCAUGAAGAAGCCAUUAAAAGGAACGUAGGUGGACAGGUUCUUGGUUAUUUUCACUAAAAUAAUCAUCACCAUGUCAUUUUGAUCAGCUAUUGCAGUCAGCUAUAUUUCCUCAUAAACAUUCGAUGAACUCGAUGACGAUGUUUUAUUCAGCAAAGGAUGUCUUGUCUUCUAUUAUUGUUUUUUCCUUGUAGAAUUUUACAUUAGUUCAUGCCAAAUGAGUAUGGUGGAUUUGCUUUCAUGCUUUGUGGAAAUUAGUCCUGUUUUCGUUAAAUAGUAUAAUAGACAUGAAUGGAUGUUAUGAGCCCAUUUGGUUUAAAGCUUAGAAGAAUUGAUUUUAG
This is a messenger RNA of Abrus precatorius (Indian licorice), 803 nucleotides long. RefSeq names its product 40S ribosomal protein S15a-5. The record is from RefSeq and is a predicted model, not a curated record. Gene Ontology annotation, molecular function: structural constituent of ribosome. Gene Ontology annotation, cellular component: cytosolic small ribosomal subunit; ribosome. Gene Ontology annotation, biological process: translation. NCBI's taxonomy places the organism in Eukaryota, Viridiplantae, Streptophyta, Magnoliopsida, Fabales, Fabaceae. The transcript is spliced from 4 exons. The coding region runs from base 133 to 522 and encodes 129 amino acids.